AUGGUUAAUAGUAAACCCCAAAAUCUGUUUUACAUUUCCACAAUUUUUUUGGUAUUUCAAAUGAAUCUCUCAAUGCAAGACCAAAUAAAGGUAUCGACCCCUCCUCUCCCCAUUCUUCCAUUCCCAUCAUAUUCACAACUAGAGUGGCAACAAAGAGAGAUGAUCAUGUUCCUCCAUUUCGGCGUGAACACCUUCACGGGCCGCGAAUGGGGCACCGGGAAGGAGAGCCCGUCCGUUUUCAGCCCGACGGGCCUCAACGCCAGCCAAUGGGCCGACACUGCCGCUCGAGCGGGCUUCUCGUUGAUGAUUCUGACGGCCAAGCAUCACGAUGGGUUUUGCUUGUGGCCGUCAGAAUACACCGAUCACUCUGUGAUCGGAAGCCCGUGGAAGAACGGGAGCGGAGACGUGGUUAGAGAGUUUGUGGACGCGGCCAAAGCCCGGGGAAUCGAUUCGGGCUUCUACCUCUCGCCGUGGGAUAUGCACGAUCAUAGAUACGGGAAUGAGAAGCUCUACAAUGAGUACUACAUGGCUCAGUUGCAGGAACUUCUCACUAGGUAUGGAGGAGAUAUUAGAGAGAUAUGGUUCGACGGAGCAAAGGGUCCGAAUGCACCAAACAUGACCUAUCACUUCAACGAUUGGUUUUCAAUGGUGAAGGAACUCCAGAGCAAUACUAAUAUCUUCUCUGAUGCCGGACCGGACGUCCGUUGGGUCGGAAACGAGAAGGGGUCUGCCGGAAGAACAUGUUGGUCCACCAUCAACUCUACAUCCAUAUCAAUUGGCAAUAGUACCACUAGUUAUCUCAACUGUGGAGACCCCAAAGGGACGAAUUGGGUGCCGGCGGAGUGCGACGUCUCCAUCAGAAGAGGCUGGUUUUGGCACAAAUCCGAGUCGCCGAAAAACCUUAUCAAACUACUCAGUAUUUACUACACAUCCGUAGGCAGAAACUGCCUUCUUCUACUCAACGUACCGCCAAACUCCACCGGCCUCAUAUCCGAAUCCGACGUCCAAACACUGCUCCAGUUCAGAUCAGCGAUCGACACCAUCUUCACCACGAACCUGGGCCGAGAAUGCUCAGUCGAAGCUAGCAGCCAGCGAGGAGGCGGGUUCGGGCCAAUGAACGUGCUGGACGAAGAUCAUCUGUGGACGUACUGGGCUCCAACCGAAGAGAAACAAGAGUAUUGGAUUGAGCUUAAGGCCAAGAGUGGGAAGAUUAAUGCGUUCAACGUGGUAAGGAUACAAGAGGCAAUCGGAUUAGGGCAAAGGAUUCAGGAACAUGAAGUUUAUGUUGAUGGGAUAUUGGUUGUGAGAGGAAGUACAGUGGGGUACAAGAGACUUCAUAGGUUGGAGAUAGCAAGUGUGGGAGCAAAUAGGGUUAGAAUCAAGAUUGUGAGAGCAAAGGGGAUAGUACCUUUGAUCUCGUCUAUAGGGCUGCAUUUUGACCCCUACUACUAAUGAGCCAUUGUCUCCAUGAUUUUGGAGCCUACAUCAUACAUAUAUUAUGUAGUUUGCAUUAGUA
Molecule: messenger RNA, 1516 nt
Organism: Salvia splendens (bonfire salvia)
Lineage: Eukaryota; Viridiplantae; Streptophyta; Magnoliopsida; Lamiales; Lamiaceae
Product: alpha-L-fucosidase 1
Exons: 3
Coding region: 1-1452 (483 amino acids)
Biological process (GO): fucose metabolic process; glycoside catabolic process
Cellular component (GO): lysosome
Molecular function (GO): alpha-L-fucosidase activity
Source: RefSeq, a predicted model, not a curated record